AUGAAUAUCUUACCGAAGAAGAAAUGGCAUGUACGAACGAAAGAGAACAUAGCCAGAGUGCGAAGGGAUGAAGCGAAAGCAGCAGAAGAGGAACGGCAAAGGCUUGAUAGGGCUAUUACAGCCGAAAAUGAAAGACGUCUGGAUGCGCUAAGAAAUCAUGCGGCAAAGAAAGUUGCCAAUUUGGAACCCUUCACAUUACGAGCUUCCGCCGAGGCGUCAAUUUCCACAACAACUGGUCAUGUUAAUCUUUUUCAGGAUCUCGAGGCUGCUGAACGCAACAAUUUUGGUCAAGGGAAUAAGGAGUAUGAAGAGGAAAAGCGCAAGGAGCAAGCGGAAUUCGAUUCUAAACUUGGCAUCCAGAAAUGCUUUGCUGAAGGCACAAAUGAGCUGAACAAAGUGCAAGAAUGGUAUGAAAAAGUUUCGAGACCAUGGGUAAAGGAUGAGCCAAAGGUGAAACCAAGUACACCAGUUACUUCCUCUCGUGCGCCAGAUGUAAAGCGCAAUGAGGACACAGUAAAGGAAAAAAGACAUCACAAAAGGCGACGGAGUAAAAGUAGCUCGAGUGAGGAGUCCAGCGAUUCUGACGAUAGAAAGAGAAAGAAGAAAAAGAAAAAAGAAAAGAAAAACAAGAAAAAGAAGCACAAACAUCACCACUCGUCAGACGAUGAAGUGGAAGUGGACAAUUGUGAACUGGAAAUCGAGAAACGCAACAAGCUGGCAGCGUUAAGGGAGGAACGGAUCCGACGAGAACGUGCUGAACGGCAGCGUGCUCAACAGUUACUCGAUCCAAAGAAGGCUACUGCACCACCAAAGCAAAAGUAUAAUUCGAUGUUUAAUCCAGAUCUAUGUAGAAAGUAA
Molecule: messenger RNA, 858 nt
Organism: Haemonchus placei
Lineage: Eukaryota; Metazoa; Nematoda; Chromadorea; Rhabditida; Trichostrongylidae
Source: the annotation of a GenBank genome assembly